GCGCUCCAUGUUUGUGGCGGUCGACCAAAACCCUAACUAUUAUCACAUAACUUACCGCACAUUCGGCGACUCCACGCACAUCGAGACAUUUGAUCCGUCGGACACCGCCGACGAUGUCAUCAAACAAUUGCGAUCGUUUGGACUCAAGGAUCCCAAACCGGCCGUAAGUGGUGUCCAAAAUGAGCGCAACGCCCAUACACUCAAUACGACAGUGAUCACCAUUUUUGAAAGACAUAACUUUUCCGGGGAAGUACGUGAACUGCGACUACAGGCGCCCGACUUAGUCCGCAGUCCACGUACUAUAGACGACGGCCGGGCGUUCGGACUGAACGGCUGGAGUGAAUACAUCGCUGCCGUCGACCCCACGAAUACCGGCGUCAGAAUCACGAGACGAUUGGAUCCCAGUGUUGGCAAAGAGGUGGCGACGCUUAUAGUGGACGGGACUACGGCUGGCGUGUGGGACAGCACUAACAUCACCGGAAAGGGAGUGUGGGCCGAGCAGACCGUUCAGAUCGGUGCACAACUCACUCAAAACAAAACCCAUAUAAACGUGAGACAAGUGUUCGUGUCUUCGGCCGUGGAUUUCAACGAAUUUCGCUACGAAAUCGAUUCACUCGUAAGGGGACAGUGGGUGCGCACCGAUGUGCUGGAAGUGGGACCCAACCAUCCCGGGGAUGAAAAGGCACACCACUAUCAGAUCAGU
Molecule: messenger RNA, 703 nt
Organism: Oppiella nova
Lineage: Eukaryota; Metazoa; Arthropoda; Arachnida; Sarcoptiformes; Oppiidae
Source: the annotation of a GenBank genome assembly